This is a messenger RNA of Acytostelium subglobosum LB1, 2823 nucleotides long. RefSeq lists its product as hypothetical. Bases 1 to 2823 code for a protein of 940 amino acids. The record is from RefSeq and is a predicted model, not a curated record. NCBI's taxonomy places the organism in Eukaryota, Evosea, Eumycetozoa, Acytosteliales, Acytosteliaceae. The transcript is spliced from 10 exons.
AUGGCCGGAGACAAGGUGCCCUCGUGUAACUUUUAUUACAAGGGUGGAUUGAACACAUUGGCAGUGUCUUGCGAUACCAACAACAAUACAAUCUCAAUCACUCUAAAUUGCGCUGUGGUCAAUACCAAUGCCCAACCAAACUGGGUGACAGACUUCCCCUUAUUAAAGUCAUUGUCGAUCACUCUGCCAUACGCUGCCCUUACUGUUAAUGCAACUUUGACAAAGCAUACAAACAUCAAUAAUCUUGAGUUGAUCUCUGCCUCCUCAAUCUACACCGAAGUAACUGAUUGGACGACAAUGACCAGUUUGCAAACAAUCUACAUUCACAACCAUGUUGCCAAGAUCCCAACAUUGCCAACAACACUUCAAAACUACAAGAUUGAUAUCAGUCCGACAUCUGUUGCCACUGUGGACAUCCAGACCAGUCUAUUCAAUCCCAACCUUGUGUCCUUCCACUUGGAUGCCACUAAGCAACCGAUUGCUACACCAGCUUCCUUUACGAAGGACCUGAUCACUGCAUCCACAAACUUGGAACUAUUCCACCUAUACACGAAGGGAUUCAGCAUGGACUUGACAGCUUUCUAUAAUAUUCCAUUGGUUUAUGACCUACAACUGAUUGGUGUUAACCCUAUUAAUCCAGCGAUCCCCAAGGCCAGCGAUGUAAAUUGGGACAACUUGCAGACUUUGACCUUGAGCAACAUGGGAUUGACAGGCAGCUUCGCCUCACUCUUCAGUCUUCCAGUUCUCGAGUCAUUGAACUUGGCAAACAAUCCAGUAUUGACUGGCGAGCUACCAUACACAAUUGAUGAGACUGAACUCCGUCUGCUGUGGCUAAAGAACACCAGUCUUUCUGGCACUGUGCCCAACACUACUCUGGAUGGCCGCAUCAAGAACCUUGACAUCAGGACCACAUUGCUUGGAGGACUCCUCCCCACAGCUUUCCUCUGUCUUCCAGCUGAUGCCACCAACCCCAACACCAAGGGCAAGAUGAAGUAUCUCUUUGACGCCGUGUUCCUCAACUACAAUGCUACCUACAAGGAGACAUGCAACCCCCAGAUCACUGGAAUUAGCCCAGACCCACUCUCGGUCAACUCAUCAAUCACUAUACUUGGCAAUGAUAUCUUUAUUGUUGAUGGCGCAUACUCUGUUACCAUGAACAACACGCAGAACAACAUUGUCAAUCUUAACUGUGCAUCAUCAAGUGCUGGCAGCAUCACCUGUACCAACGGACUGAUCCAAGGUCAAGGCCUUAUCGUAAUGACCAUCGGUGGCAAGGUGACCUCUUACAACUUCACCUAUCAAGCACCCUUGAUCACUUACGCUACACCAUGUCCAACACUUGGUGGAUGGAUCACACUUGAGGGAUACGACUUUAUGGAUGUUGUCGGAUUGCAAGAGGGCUCAGGUAUCACUGUGUCAGGCAGAAAGUGCCAGAACAUCAAGAUCAUCACAGACUUUAACAAGGUGACCUGCCUGUUCCCCAAGGGAAUCGACUCAGACCUGCCCUUCAACUUUGUCGUCAAGGGCAUCACAAGCACUGAGCAGAGCGUCAACUUCUUCUACAACGCACCACAUGUCAUUGGUUCCGUGGCCAUUCCAUCCAGCGUUGCCACUCAGUUGAGCAUCUCUGGCACAGACUUCUGGGACGACCUGAGCAUGAUUAACGUCACCAUUGGCGGCUCAGUCAACUGCCCCGUCACCUAUGUCAACCACUCCAUCAUCCUGUGCAAAUUCCCCAGCACCGAGUAUGUCCCAGGCACAAUGGAGAUCAAGGUCGUCGUCAACGGCCAGCGCUCGCCACCCAACCAGCUGUUCCAGUUCGUCGACGAAAAGAUAUGUCCAAACGGAUGCAACAACCACGGCGUGUGCAGUGUUGCCAUCGGAUACUGUGUGUGCGAGGCUGGCUUUGCCGGUCCCUCCUGCUCGCAGUCCACUGCCAACUCGACAUACAGCACUCUCACUGGCUCUCCAAUGCUCACCAUCGUAUCCAGCGACAACCGCACUCGUCUCCAAGCCUACCUUGGCUCUGUGAUUGAGAAUGGCGCUGAGACACUCUCGCCCGAGCUCUGGACCCUCAACAAGACCGACGCCUACACCUCUGUCUACUCAUGGAGCAACAGGAUGGAGGUAGUCAUUCGCCAGAACCCAGUCGCCGGCUCAGACAACCUGGGAGGCUCUGCCAACAACUUCCCAGCUCAGAGCUACACCUAUGAGCUGCGCUACAAGAACAGCAUGUACGUGUCGUCCUCAUUGCAGUUCAAGAUGAUUGUGGCAACUGUGCCACUUGAGUGUGACGCCCCACCCAUGACCCUGGCCUACCCAUCAGGCUCGCAGCCCAACCAGACUCAGUACCUGCACUGGUCUCUGCUGACCCAGUAUGACACCCAGUGGAUGAGUCGAUAUCCCCAGUCAGGCGAGAUCAACGGUAUCUACGGCUCCGUGCUCACUUCUGUGUUUGCGCAGGAGGGUAGCAGCCAGACAUUGUUAAUCAAUGUGUUCCCAACCCAAGGCAGUGGUGGCUCUGGCGCUGCUGCUGUAAGAGUCACACCCAGCAACACACCAAUCAACUCGGCCAACCUGGUCUUUGACUUUGCCGCCUACCAGGCAACAACGUCUCGCGCGCCAGGCAAGACUGACUGCGCCAUACCCGACACCACCAAGUCAGACAACAGAUGGAAGAUUGCUGUUGGAGUGGUUGUAGGUGUUGUCGGUGCAGCACUCAUCGGUGGCCUGCUCUUCUACAUCCGUAGCCAGCACGUAAAGAUCGAGGAGACCAAGCGACUGCUCGAUAAGAAGCUUGCUGAGAUCAAUGGACAUUUGUAA